AUGUCUACCUGUGUUUCAGGUAAGAAGGGAAGGGUGUUGGACGAUGAUGAUUUCGACGUUGCCUGCAAUGAAAGCUGUAAAGUGCAAAAGUGCUUUGAAGGCUGUGAGCUGUGGAUUAAUGCCAUCACAUCCUCCUGCAAAAGUGUCUGCGAAGAAGAGGCAAAACCCUUCAACAAAAAUAAAUGGAAUCUUUAUUGUGUUCGAGGAUGCAACAUAGCAAUAAAUUUUUAUAUCCAAACAAUAAAAGAUGAACUAGGAACUCCCGCUCAACCAUAUUUGGUCGCCGAGACCAGGACCAAUGACUCUAUUACCAUAAAGUGGGCUCCGGGGCCAUAUGAAAACAUAUCCUAUUUGGUGCAGCUCCGCAGUGAUGGAUUACAUCAGUCCACAGAUUGGGAGUAUUAUAAGCCCUCUUAUAUUCUAAAGGAUACCGUUCUGAAGGUUGAAGAUUUGCACCCCUACAUGAAAUAUAGAUUUCGAGUCGCUUGGAUCCUCUUGGAAAACUACCCACCCUUAUUUUCUGAAGAAAGUAUUGUCAUAUCAACCUUGCCAUAUGGAGCGCCCUCUACAGCCCCCACCAUAACGUGCCUAACAGCUGUGAGUGCUUCUAGAAUUUCAGUUAGUUUUGAUCCGCCUACGUAUCCAAAUGGUCCAAUAUUGUCUUACGUCCUUUAUAUUCGAGAAGAGUCAAGUGGAAAUACUAUGAUUAAGGAUGUUUCAGACACUUCUGAUGGAUUGCAUUACAUGAUCAACAACUUGAAAGCAUCAACAACAUAUAUAAUUUCCUUAAGCACUAGAAAUGCCAUGGGGGAAGGGCCUGCUGAUGUACGCACUGUCACUACUUUAUCGAAGAAAGACUCCAGUCCACAUCAUCCACGAGCUUUUCUUAUUUUUGCUGCAAAAAGAAGUGUUUUGAAGAUUGGCCUUAGAAUACUAGAUGAAUCACAAACUCUGUACAAAGCAAGCAAUACAUCAGUUAGCAUUAAAGGCAUUGCUCUCAAUGUGAAGAGCCAUAUGUUUUAUGUCUCGGAUUCACGAGGGGUUGUCAGCAGGGUUAAUUUAAAGGGAUCCCUUCAAAAGAUUGUUACCAUACUGCAUCUAAGCAAUGGAUAUCCAUCGGCACUGUCUCUAGAUUGGUUGAAUGAACGACUUUACAUGGCUGAAGAAAAACAUAUAUCUCGUUGCAAUCUAAAUGGAGAUAACUACACUGUAGUCGUAAACAAUUUAAACCAUAGACCCGAAGAUAUACAUGUGGAUCCACUCAACGGUUACCUCUAUUGGACAUCCAGGGACUCGCCUUUCGAAGGCGGCUUGUAUAGAAUCGACUUGGUAGAGCUAGAAUCUGGUUGUGUGUCGUUUGAAAAGGCCCAGCUCAUAGUCAGUGACUAUGAUUUAUCUGCAUUUGCGGUGGAUUACAAGAACUUCAGACUUCUACUACCAUCUGUUUCCAACAACACCAUUGUUGCCGUAUCUUUAGAUGGCAGUGAUGUCUCGGACAUUAGGCAGAAUUCUCAGACGCACCAGUACAAAGGCAUCAAUAGUAUAACUGUCCACAGAGACUUGCUCUAUUGGACUACGGACAGCGCCAUUUUCGGGGAAGAGUAUCACAAGCGAGAGAACAAAUAUUACCAAAACGGGGUGUAUUCUGCUGGAGAUGGGCCAUUUCAUGCUUUGAAUGUGUAUCACUAUGACAAUCAGCCUGAACCAGUUCCUCUGAAUCCAGUUGAAUCAGUUCAAGCACUGUUUGGAUCUGACUCGGCUAAAAUUAGAUGGUCCAAUCCACGACUUCUUGGUGGACAAGGAAAAGGAUCCUGGGAGAAAUGGUUGUAUGAAGUCGAUAUGCUUGACCACACAAAUAAUUUAACUGUUUUUGGAGUAAACAUUACUGGAAGCUCGUAUGACGUGAUGAACUUGAAACCAAAUGCUACUUAUUCCAUUCGAGUACGAGCUUACAGUCACGGUGGCAAGGGACCAUGGUCAUCACAGUUCAAAGGAAGUACUUUGGCAAAAAGUGCAAUGUCACAGGAGUUUCCUCGGAUUUUGUGGGGAGCUCGCGAAGGACUGAUAAAAUCUGACUUUGUGGCGGAAAACGUUCAACCCCUUAUUCAUAAAAUAAAUUUAAACAAUGCUUAUGUCUUAGAUGUGGCCUGGUACAAUCAGAUGCUGUUCAUUAACACAAAUGCAACAUUUGUCUACGCCUACAAUACAUCUGUUCACCAUUCACUUACUAGACUGCAGAACAUAACAAUGGCAACUUCCAUUGCUAUUGACUGGUUUGCCCCAAAAAUUUACUGGUCAAGUCCUACACAACAAAUGAUCUCAAGAUCCGACUUAGACGGCAGCCAUUCAGAGCCCUUACCUAUCUUAACAAUGGCGAAAGAGAUAAGUGUGGACUCUUUGAAUGCUUUCUUAUAUUGGGCAACGUCAUACAGUGUGGAAUAUUCACGUUUAAAUGGAGCUGAUCAUUCAGUUUACAUGAAAAAUGAGCUAUUUUCUGGAAAGCAUGUAAUGGGUGUGACCUUGGAUUUGGACAGAAACAAAGUUUACUGGAUGGUUCGAAGUUAUGAAGGAUCAAAAAUGUAUGCGGCUUGUAUGGCACAUGUAACUGUAUGCCACUUUGAAGAGCCUGAAAUGGUUUCAGAAUUAUCGGAAGAUAGACUGCAUGGUCCACUCUACUUCAGCAACAGACUUUUCUGGUUAGAUGAAAACGAAAGAGCUUUUGUUAGUGACAUUAAUGGAAAAAACUUUGCUCACAUAACAGGGUUAGGGCUACAUGGAUUAACUUCCAUCAAUCUGAUUGAUCCUUCUCUUCAGCCUUAUCCAGACGGCUUCGAUCAUUCAUCAAUACAAGUUGUUCCACACGUCAUAUCAGAAAAUAAUAUUUUUGUCAAAGGGACAUGGGAUAAGUUUAACAUAUCCUGGAGCCCUGUUCAGUCAGUUAACUUUGGAAUGGUGUUUUAUGAAAUUACAGUGGAUGAUGGCGAUGAAGUGUAUAAUAUGGUGACGAAUGAAACUGUGUUUGUUUAUCCCAGCAUGAAAAAUUUAGCACCUUAUACACCUCUAACGAUAGCAGUGAGAGUGUACACGUAUUGGUCCUCUGCUAGAUCCACAAUGGUGAUUCGUCACUCUCCGAUGUCUGUGCCUUCCAUGCCAACGAAACCAAGAAUUUUUAUUUCUCAUCAAUCAUCCCCUCUGGAUGACAACCAAGAUAUCAUUGCAAUAUUCCGUUGGAGUCAACCAGAAAAACCAAAUGGAGUUAUUUUACAUUACAUUGUAAAUUUUUGGCCCAAUGAAAACAGUACUGAAAGUAAAGUAUCCACUCACAUCGUUGAUGGCAAAAAGCUGCAAUUUCAAACCCAUUUACUUCCAAAGAGUACUUAUUUUUUUAAGGUGCGUGCAGUUACAAGUAUAGGAGAAGGUGUUGCAAGUGACAUUGUUAAAGCAGAAACAUCCAUUGAACGUCCUGUACCCCAGCUGCUGUUGGCAAAAGUUGAUGGUGUAAAAGUUGCUGACAUUGAUUCUCACGAAGAAAAAGUUUUGUACUCAAAAACAUCCCAUCCCGCUGCUAUUACUUACCUUGCCCAUGAAAGGCGUGUGUUUUUAGUUGAAGAAGGAGCAUUGUUAGUUUCAUCACUUGAUGGAAGCAAUACAACUUUGAUCAAGCAUUUGAAUUCAGAUGGAACAUGCUUAACUGUUGAUUGGAUUGGUCGACAGUUGUACUGGGCUGAAGUAGACAAGAAGCAUGGAUCAAGCAGUGUUUGGUCUGUUGAUUUAAGCUACAAUAAUCAACCAAAACAGAUAUUUAAUCGACCAUCUAUAAUAAGUAGUUUGGAAGUUGAACCGUUUUCAAGAUCUCUGAUAUGGACUCUGAAUUCGAGAAAUAGCUGUAGUUUGAUGAUUUCAGAUGUCAAUGGAUCUAAAAUUCGGCCGUUUUUCUGGAGAACUCUGGAAUACGAGACUACUCCUUACAAAGUGAAAGUGAAGAGGAUGACUGAAAAAAAUAUUUCUUGCAACUGCAGCCCUUCCACGGCAGUUGGAGAAGCUAUCACCGUAGACAGUACUAACACUUCUAAUCCACAAAUCAUAUGGGUUGACGCUAAAUUGGGGCAUAUUUGGUCUUCUGACAUCGAUGGAUGCUUCUGUCGUCUGCUUCUAAAUGCCUCACUAGCAAGUGAUAUUGGUCUUCCACCGAGCUCACUUACUGUGGACAGUACGCAUCUGUAUUGGUCAAAUGAAAACUUGGGAAAAGUGUACAGCAUUGAAAAGUGCAACAACUAUGUUGGAACUCUUCAACUUCCUCAGUCAAAUAAAGCUGUUAUUUCGGAAGAUGUUCGAGGCAUUCGUAGCAUCCGAGCUAUUGGGGAUCACCUGCAACCAUAUCCAGAUAUUACUUGUCUGCGUUAUGAAUCUUAUAAAGAAGCUGCAAGACUUAUUUCUAGAACAUCCAAUUCAUUAUCCCUCUACUUACCCCAGCCCAGAAGACCAAAAUUUUGCAGCCGCAUCUCUUUCCCAUUGGUUAUGUUUACUGUACUUUACAGUCCAACGGAUGCAGAAGAAACAGCUUCUUGUUUUGAACUGCAGAAAUUGGAUCUUUGCAAAACUGUGACAACUUAUAAUGACUCUGUUGUAAUUCCUGAUCUUGACCCUUUUAAGAACUACACCGUUAGAGUAUCUAUCAAGAAUUAUUACAGUGAAGGAAUCAUGACUUUGGGGCCUGAAGCCAUUUUUCAAACUGAAGAAGGAGCUCCUACUCAACCCACAAAUGUGACUGCUGUUGUUCUAACUCCGUUUCGUAUUGAUGUUAGCUGGCAACCGCCAUUGUUUCCUAAUGGUGAUUUAAUUUCCUAUGAAAUUAGAUUGAAAGUGAUGCAGCUUUCGACUAAAAUUGCCUUACCACCUGUAAUAUAUUCAGAGUGUGGAAAGCCUACAAGGUCAGAUCUCUUCAUGAAAAUUAAUACUACUGAAGCCGGAAAAGAUCAUUUUAUUACGGUUCGGGCCUACUCUUCAAAAUGUGAUAUGUACAGUGAUAGCGAUGAGAUUCAAGUCAAGACAUAUGAAUUGCCCCAAGAUUUAAUCCUGUAUAAUGCUACUUCAACAUCGCUCUUGCUUUCUUGGGUAUCACCAUCAGACUCGAGCACUUUGUAUCAUGUUUUGGAAUAUAAAAAACAUGGGGAAUCCAAAUGGCAUUCAUCAUCAAAAGGAGAAAAAACUGAUUCGUCGAUAAAGUACAUUUUCCUUGUGGAAAGCCUCACUCCCAAAACUAAGUAUUUGUUCAGACUUAUCUUGACUUAUCGAAGAGCUGAACUUAUAUACCCCAAGAAUUCAGCGUUUGAAUACACCACGUCUGGAGAUGUGCCAAGUGUACCGGGUGAACCUGAGCUGCACCACAUGAAGAGUGACCUUUAUGAGGUAGUAUGGGAACCUGCCUUCAACUAUGGAUAUGAGCAGCUGUUCUAUGAACUCCAGAUAAAGUCAGAAUCUCUUGAUGCCUGGAUGUCCCUUUCAAACACAACCAACACACAAUAUAUUGUUGAAAAAAUAUCUGGAAACAUAAACUAUGAAUUCCGCGUUAGAGCUGUCAAUGAAUACGGUGAGAGCAAUUUCAGCUAUUCUGAGAAACCAUUUUAUGUACCUGAAUUGGGAGCAUAUAUCAAUCCAGCUCAAGAUGAUUCUAUUGGCGUAGCCGUCUCGGCAAGUGUGGUUAUUUUAGUGCUGGUUUGUGGAAUUUUUGCAACUUUAUACAUAAUUCGACUAAAGAAAGAAAAAUGCAAGAAAUUACAGGAAGCCACUCCUACAAACCCCCUGGCUCCAGAUUUGGAACUGGCUACUCUGGAAGAUUUACCUUUGCAUGCAAAUUUUGUGCACCAGACUAACGCCCUUUAUAAUUUAUUUGAUAUGCCAUCUGAUGAAGAACUCAUUACUUUACCUCAAAUAAAACGUGAUCAAAUAAUCUUAACAAAAUUUUUGGGCUCUGGAGCUUUUGGUGAAGUGUUUGAAGGAAUAGCUUAUUUUUCUGCUGAUGUGCCAGCACUCAAAAUUGCUAUCAAAACAUUGAAAAAAGGUGCUACAGACCACGAGAAAGAAGAAUUUGUGAAGGAAGCAAAGUUGAUGAGUCAUUUUAAGCAUGAUCACAUUCUUCAACUUCUUGGAGUGUGCUUUGAUAAUAAUCCGAAUCUAAUCAUUUUGGAGCUUAUGGAAGGGGGUGAUCUUUUAUCAUACUUACGCAGCAACAGGCCCACUGUUUUUGAAAGCAGCUCUCUGUCGAUGGAUGAUUUGUUAAGAAUAUGCAUUGAUGUAGCUAUGGGGUGUAAAUAUUUAGAAGAUCUGCAUUUUGUUCAUAGAGACUUAGCUGCAAGAAAUUGUUUAGUAUCAAGUCAUGAUCCAGAACGCAGAAUUGUAAAGAUUGGUGAUUUUGGUUUAGCAAGAGACAUCUACAAAAGUGACUAUUAUCGUAAAGAAGGAGAGGGUCUUUUGCCUGUAAGAUGGAUGUCUCCAGAAUCCUUGCUGUAUGGUGUCUUUACGAGCCAAUCAGAUGUCUGGGCCUUUGGAGUACUUUUAUGGGAAGUAAUGACGUUAGGACAGCAACCAUAUCCAGCACGUUCAAACAUGGAAGUGCUGCAUUACGUGCGAGCGGGAGGCUUGUUGGAGAAACCAGAGAGCUGUCCCGAUGAGCUUCAUCAAGUUAUGCUUAGUUGUUGGAACUACGAAGAAGAAAAUCGACCUACAUUUUGCUAUUGUCUUCAUAAAUUGCAAGAGUUACGAAACAAAUUGCCUCCUUCCAUUUUGAAUAUGCCAGCUGUUUGCAAUUUAAAUUAUAUCAGAGCAAAUAUGGGUUUCGACAACUUAGGAUAUUGUGGAAGUGAAAUAACUGAAGUUUCAAUUGUUCAAAGUUCACAAAAUGAAGCAGAAAUUGCAGGUGAAUACUUAGGUAUGCAUGAUGUUCAGAACGUUGAAGAAGAUAAGCUAAUUGAUGAAAACUCAGAUUUGAGAAGCACCCAAAGUGAUCCUGCUGUUACAGUUGAAAUGCCGGAGGCAAGUCUUUCGAGCAUGAGGAGAUCCGCUUCUUGGACAAAUACAAUGUUUGGGAUCGGCAACGACGUUAUGUCUGCUGUACGAACAUACAACUCCAAUCGCCCCACUAUUAAUAAAUACCUUGAACUCCUCGGGGAUAAUGAAGAUUCUGAGGGAUAUCAGGUGCCAGUGCAAUGCCCCAAUCCUCCAAAACGAUUGUUUCCAAAACACGGGAAAGUACGAGAGAAAGAGAAAAUGAGGUCUCCUCCGGUGCCUGAUCAAGGCUCGCAGCCUGUCCCACAGACCAAGGAAAGUCAUCCAACCACUUCCAAUACAAUUGAAACAUCAAAUGUUCAAGCAGAUGAAAAGCUUGAUUGUGAUUCAGCUGUUGAAAGCUGGAAAACAAACUACUCUUCUAUCGUUGAAGAACGUUUAUUAGAAAAUUCUGGUGAAGAAACACUGAACACUACUUCAUCCAGCGAAAGUUCCGAAAAUCUGUCUUCGGGUUUAGAAGGUUGUGAUAGUUGGUCUCUUUCGACAGCUUCAACGGCAACUUGCCCUAUGGAUUCUCCAACUGAUGUCAACAGGCACAGUGGCAUAUCCACAUUAUCAGGACUCUCAGGAAUUGACCUCAAUUAUGUGUCUAAAUCUUCAUAUUGUUGAAAGCUGUUUCACGCAAGACCUUACCCAGGAAAAAUUUUCAUAGGAGCCCAUAUUCGAAGUGAGUUGAAGCAAAUGGUAUAAUAAGGGUGACCAUAUUGGCCCUCUGAAGUACCAUUUUAUAUACUUUCCAAGGGGGUCCAGAUGCCAGGGGCACCCCAAUGAGAGGUCAUUCUGACCUCAAAAAAAAAUCCUAAAAUUGCCCAUUCAUCAAUUUGUUCUUACUGCAAUUGUUUUCUUUUUUUUUUUUAAUCCUAUUUUAAGAAUGCCUAAUGUCUCUUCUCAUUAUAUGUCGGUAUGAACU
Molecule: messenger RNA, 7975 nt
Organism: Uloborus diversus
Lineage: Eukaryota; Metazoa; Arthropoda; Arachnida; Araneae; Uloboridae
Gene: sev
Product: proto-oncogene tyrosine-protein kinase ROS-like
Exons: 42
Coding region: 1-7674 (2557 amino acids)
Biological process (GO): protein phosphorylation; multicellular organism development; regulation of TOR signaling
Cellular component (GO): signaling receptor complex; membrane
Molecular function (GO): ATP binding; protein binding; transmembrane receptor protein tyrosine kinase activity
Source: RefSeq, a predicted model, not a curated record